Molecule: messenger RNA, 3026 nt
Organism: Melanaphis sacchari
Lineage: Eukaryota; Metazoa; Arthropoda; Insecta; Hemiptera; Aphididae
Gene: wtrw
Product: transient receptor potential channel pyrexia
Exons: 2
Coding region: 197-2968 (923 amino acids)
Biological process (GO): monoatomic ion transport; transmembrane transport
Cellular component (GO): membrane
Molecular function (GO): monoatomic ion channel activity; protein binding
Source: RefSeq, a predicted model, not a curated record
CGCACCGGACAUUGGCGAGCGUGUCGUCGAAGAAGCCGAACGACGCGCGCGGGAACCCGCUGCACCGCAGCAACGGCGGCCGACUAAAAAACGCGCACGGAACGACCGUCGGGCCCGUGUCUUCCGACAUCCGGUUCGCGAAUUAUUUUAUCGUUCCGCACCGGAACGGUAUACGCAUUCGACCCGCACCGUCACCAUGACCGGCAGGCAUCACCUAGAAGUGGCUGUGCCGCUGGACAGGACCAUCAGCCUGAACGUGCACAAUCGGCACGGCGGCGCGGCGGCGGCAUCGGCGACGGUGGCGACGUCCCGGUCCCCGUCGUCGCUCAAGGACCGGUGGUACAGCUUUCGGCACCGGCCGGGCGGCGGCGGCGGAGGCGACCAGAGGCGGCGGUCCAACGUCGAAGAGUUCUUGUUCAUGGAGAGCCUGCCAGACGCGCCGGCCGCCGGUGGUCAGCCGUCCGCGGCCGGACAAGAAAUCGAACUGUCCAUAACCAUACGGAAGGACACCAUUAGACGCGACCUGAUGGACUCGAUGCGCACGUGCAACGGGCGGUUGCAGCUCAUGGAGCUCGUGGAGCUCGACGAGUUCGAUCCGGGCAGCGUGCAUCCGUCACCCAACCAGAGCGAGCUGGACAGGCUGUUCUGCUGGGCCGUUUACAUCGGAGCGCCGGCCGAGUGCUUGGACACGCUGCACGAGUGCGGCGCCAACUUGCACUAUUCGCAUUGCGGCAGCAUCACGGCCGUACAUUUGGCGGCCUUUAUGGGAAACGCCGACGCGCUCAGGUGGCUCAUAAAAAAAAAAUGUGACAUAGACACAAUUCAAAGUGGAUAUACACCAUUACAUUCUGCUGUUAUGGGCAAUGCUUUAGAAACUACAAAAAUUCUGAUAGACCAGAGAUGUAAGGUAACUGACACAGUAUUACACUGUGCAGUACAAGCCAAUUCUGUCGAAUGUGUCAAGUACUUACUAAACAUUGGUAUAGAUCCCAACUCUUUGGAUACUAAUGGAAAUACACCCCUUCAUUUAGCAGCAGACAAAGGAUAUACAGAAUGUUUAAAACUUCUUUUAGCUAAAAGUAAUAAAACAAUAAAUUUAAAAUCUAAAUCUAGACAAUCGACGGCCUUACAUAUGGCGGCUGAAAAUGGAUAUACAGAAUGUGUUCAAAUACUACUACAUUCAGGAUCUAGUCAUACUGCAGUAAACAAUAAAAAUCAAACUGCUUUACACCUAGCUGCCAAAGCUCAAUGCGCUGAAUCUGUAGUUAUAUUAUUAGAAUUAGGAGCCGAAGUGAAUGCUUUAGAUUUAGAUAAAAGAACAGCUUUGCAUUCCGCUGUUUGUAAAGCUUUUUUGUCAUUCCACGUGGUUGAAGUGUUGGUAAAAUGGGGAGCAAAUGUCAAUAUUAAAGAUAGAUAUGGGUAUGCACCACUUCAUAUAGCUGCAUUAAAUGAAUUAUCCCAAUGUGUUGAUUUCUUAAUCAUAAAAGGAGCUGACAUAAGUUCUAGAACAGUAGGCGGAAUGAGUGCCUUAAGCAUAAUAAACAGAAAAACACCCACAAGUAUAAAUACAAUUAAAAAAAAAUUUGACCAAGCAAUUACAUUAAACGACCAAGCUUCUGCCAAAGAAGUUGAACUAAUAAUGGAUUUUCGAUACUUAUUACAAAAUCCUAGUCAAGGAGAAAUAAUUUUAUUACACACAUUGGAAGAAUGUGGUCAAAAGUCUAUGCUUGAACAUCCAUUAUGUAAAGCAUUUUUAUACUUGAAAUGGCAAAAAAUUCGUAGAUUUUAUUUUGUUCGUCUAGUUUUUGAUGCAAUUUUUGUUUUACUCUUAACCUCUUAUGUAAUGACAGCUUUAGCACAUGACUGUUAUAAUAAGUCAAAAAAUAUCACAGACGACCAAGAAAUAUCUAAUAGUCAAGAACUAAAUGAAUCAGAAACUCAAAAUGCCUGUCGUCUGAACAUGAAUGUGUUCGAUUCAAAAUUAAUAACACACAUAGUUAUAGAAUUUGUUUGGUAUAUAUUGUUGGUAUUUACGAUUAUCAUAAUAAUCAGAAAAUUAAUUGGAACAACAGGAUUUACUUCAGUCAAACAAUAUUUUUUAAACAUCACUAACAUUGUUGAAUGGUUUGUGGUGGCAAGUGUUUUUUUAACAUCCUUUUUAUAUGGAAAUAAAACAUAUGACUGGCAAAACCCUAUUGGAGCAUUUGCUGUUUUAUUUGGAUGGUCAAAUUUAAUGGUGAUGAUUGGCCAGUUACCUAUAUUUGGAACAUAUAUUGCUAUGUUUACCAAAGUUCAAAAGGAAUUUGCUAAAUUAUUGCUAGCUUAUUCGUGCUUGCUUAUAGGAUUUACAAUAAGUUUUUGCACACUAUUCCCUACAUCAAAUGAUUUCAAUAAUCCUUUAAUAGGUAUAGCAAAAGUGUUAGUAAUGAUGACGGGGGAACUUGACAUAGAUUUGUUGUUGAAAUCUGAAGAAUCUCCAAUAAUUUUUAACAUAAGUGCUUAUAUAACUUUUAUAUUGUUUAUUGUAUUUGUUACUGUUGUAUUAAUGAAUUUACUAGUUGGAAUAGCAGUUCAUGAUAUCCAAGGUUUGCACAAAACUGCAGAUUUAUCAAAACUUGUAAGACAAACUCAGCUAAUUCACUCUCAAGAACAAGCAUUAUUUCAAGGUUGUUUACCUAGACGCGUAAUCAAUUUUUUUAAUUGGAGUGCAAGAGUUACACCAUCAGCAUAUAGAGUGGUACUUUAUGUAAAACCAUUAAAUCCUACAGAAAAAAGAUUACCAAAAUACAUAAUGGAAGAUGCAUUGAAUAUAGCAAGACAACAACGAUUAAAUACAGUUGACUAUAAGCAAGCUAUGUUAGAAAAUAAAAUGGAAAAUAAGGCUUUAGUCGAAGAAAUUAAACAUCUAAAAGAAAUUGUACAAAAUCAACAAGAUCUCUUAUUACAACUUAUAAACAAAUCUUCAUAAAUAUUCCUAGUCUAAAUUUGUAUUUGUUAAUGAAAUUUAACUAUUAUAUUAUGUACUA